Messenger RNA from Nerophis ophidion (straightnose pipefish), 1629 nucleotides. RefSeq names its product integrator complex subunit 15 (gene ints15). The transcript has 8 exons. The record is from RefSeq and is a predicted model, not a curated record. Bases 143 to 1486 code for a protein of 447 amino acids. Lineage: Eukaryota; Metazoa; Chordata; Actinopteri; Syngnathiformes; Syngnathidae.
GUCUCACUGAAAAAGGCGAAGGCAACACUUGGGCUUCCGUAGGAACAGGAAGUUGUCCCGGAAACGUCGAGCGGCCAUUCACUCUCCUCGCCGUCAUCCUUCUAUUAUUCAACAUUUACUGCGAAUUCUAUCAAAGGUGGCGAUGGGUGACAUACGUCAGUCCCUGCUGCCUCGUGACGUGCUGAGUGCCGCCAAGGAGCUGCUGUACCACCUGGACAUCUACAUCAGCAACCUGGUUCAGUCCGGAAGGCAGCCGCCUCAGGUGGACACCAAAACCUUAGAACUGGUGGAGGAAUUCAUUCUCCACGCACCCAAGGACCGGAACGCCCUGACCAGGAGAAUGAGCGCGCUGCAGGAGCUCCAGCUCCUGGAGAUCAUGUGCAGCUGUUUCCAGGAGCAGAGCCGCGACAACGUCCGACAGCUCAUGUUCUCCGCCCUCUUCAGCCUCCAAGGCAACCAGGCGGACGACAGCCGCAUGGCACUGCUCGGAAAACUGGUCUCCAUGGCGGUCGCCGUGAGUCGAGUUCCCAUCCUGGAAUGCGCUGCCAACUGGCUACAGAGGACCCACUGUGUGUAUUGUGUGCGUCUGGCACAAGUUCUGGUCGACGACUACUGCAGCAUGAUGCCAGGCUCGGUGCCCACCUUGCAGAACAUCCACAGCGCCAGUCCACGCUUCUGCUGCCAGUUCAUCACUGCCGUUACCACACUCUAUGACCUCACCUCAGAGGAGCUGACGCCUCCUCUAGAGCUCCUCCAGAUGAUUGUGUCCUGGAUCCAAGAGGACCCUCGCCUGGUCCUGGUCACCUUCCUGAACACACCCCUGUCCGGCAGCCCGCCGAGCACCUCGCUGGACGUCACGCCUCUGGGCGGGCUGGUGCGCUGGUGCGUCAAAGCCCCGCUGGUGUACAAGCGGGACAAGAAGCAGAUGUUGCCGCACAGCAGCUCGGGCAGCGAGCAGGAAGUGGCGGCCCUUUUCUCCGCGCUCCAUUUGAGCGUCCUGCAGGUCUUCAUGCUCCUGCCGAACAUACUGAACGAGAAAGGCAUUUUCGGUCGCCUGGCCCUCCUCCAGGUGGAGUCCUUGGCAUCGCUGACCUCUGACCUGUCCCGGCUGUUGGACCAGGCCGACAAGCACACGCACACGCCAGCCGCCGACGUGCAUGUGCAUCCGCAGCUGGCUCUGGACCGGCUGGCUCAGGCCCUGCAGGUUGCCAUGGCCAACGGAGCCUUGCUCUGCUCCAGAGAGGACCUGAGAGCCAUCUGUUCACGCCUCCCACACAACAAUUUGCUCCAGUUGGUGUUGUCCGGCCCGGUGAUGUACUUCAACAACAUCCACACCCCGCCUAUGGCUUUUAGCCCGCACGCGUCCCAUUCUCCCAUCGCCUCGCACCCCAUACACGCGCCGCACACACCGCUGGCCUCGCAUCCGCAGUACCCCGCUCAGCCAUUCAUGACAGGGAUGCCCUUCCCCUUCCGGCCCAGCCACUGAAAAAAAACCAAAAAAAACGCCGUUUUGCUGGCAAAUUGUUCUCGUCUGUGUGAGUGUUUUGUAUAAUGUUUAAUGUAUUAUAUGUUAAUAAGUACGGUGUGUGUGGCUAACAUGUUUCUCCAAUAAAUAUUUUUUUACUCCUA